Messenger RNA from Acipenser ruthenus (sterlet), 8184 nucleotides. Its product is annotated as kazrin-like. The transcript is spliced from 18 exons. NCBI's taxonomy places the organism in Eukaryota, Metazoa, Chordata, Actinopteri, Acipenseriformes, Acipenseridae. Gene Ontology annotation, molecular function: protein binding. Bases 563 to 3274 code for a protein of 903 amino acids. The record is from RefSeq and is a predicted model, not a curated record.
UUGCACUGCAGCCAGGAGCUUCAGUGGCGAUCUCUGCCUAUCACCCUAUCAAUCGGAGGGAGAAUUAGACUGAUUAGACGCUCUUAUUGGCAGAGCCUUGAACCUUUCCCAUCACUCCCUCGACUUCUAGAACAGCUGGAAGGCUUUGUCUCCUUAGCAGCAGCAGCAGCAGCAGCAAUCCUGAAAGGAGUUUAGGAUUCCUGCUCAUGCAUUAAUUCUCUCUUAAUUCUCUCUUGUCUGGAUUCAGUCUUGUCCUGAAGACUCGAAUCAAGAUCUUGGCUUAUUGUCAGGAGGCUACAAGGAAUCAGUGGUGCAGAGAAGCAGCACCGUACAGGAUAGUACAAUAAAGUGUAUGUGUGUGCUGAGACUUGACAUCUUAACAAGAAAGACGCAUCACCUGAAGUAUUAGUGUCGCCCGCAGGAGUGAAAUUCAUCAUCGUCCUGAAAAGACUCUGUUUGCUGCCUCUGGCUCAGUGGAUUUUGACCUUCGCUCACACGCAAACCGUUAAAAACCUUUCAGGACGACGUGCUGGGUCCUUCUGCCCUCGUCUGGGGUUGUUGAAUGCCCCACCUGAGCAGUGGCUCUCUGAGACCCCAGCAGGGAACCAUGGAGAACAACACACUAACCUGCAAUCCUGCAACCUUCUCCCAGGUGUUUGGGCGCCAGGGCCAGCUCAUGCAGGCAGCUGUGCAGUCACUGAACACCCUGAAUGACCAGAUCGCUCACUUUAUGGUAAACGGGCCCAAGGCCUUGAAUGAUGAAGAUGACACCUUCCUGCCCAGCGAGAAGGAAACUCUGAAGAAAUCCAUGACCUUAAUGAGACAACUGCUAAUGGAUGCACAGGCCAAAAUCCUUAAAAUGAUGGAUGACAACAAACAGCUGGCUCUGAGGAUCGAUGGGGCAAUCCAGUCCGCCAGUCAGGAGGUGACGAACCUGCGAUCUGAACUGACAGCUACCAGCAGGAGACUGGCUGAAAUAAGCGCCUCUGAGCCCACCUCUAUCAUGGAGAACAAUCAACACAACACCCAAGAUCCAUCUGUCCACCAAAGGCAAAAGGCAGUGACUGACAUUUGCUUAAAAACUGACAUAACCAGCCUGAUGGACUUUAGCACCCCUGAUUCAUCGCUCGACAAAGUGAUGUUGCGGGAGGAGGUGGCGCAGCUCCAGGAGGAAGUCCAGCUGCUCCGUCAGAUGAAGGAGAUGCUGACCAAGGACCUGGAGGAGUCUCACGGGGGCAAGUCUGCCGAGGUGCUCUCUGCCACCGAGCUCAAGGUGCAGCUGGCACAGAAAGAGCAGGAGCUGGCACGAGCCAAGGAGGCCUUACAAGCCAUGAAGGCAGACAGGAAGCGCUUGAAAGCAGAGAAAGCGGACUUGGUGAACCAGAUGCAGCAGCUGUAUGCCACUCUGGAGAGCCGCGAGGAGCAGCUGCGGGACUUUAUACGCAACUACGAGCAGCACAGAAAAGAGAGUGAAGACGCAGUGAAAGCCCUGGCAAAAGAGAAGGACCUGCUGGAGCGAGAGAAGUGGGACCUCCGACGGCAAGCCAAAGAGGCGACGGAGCACGCCAGCACCCUUCGCUCGCAGCUCGACCUGAAAGAGAACAGGAUCAAGGAGCUGGAGGCCGAGCUCGCCAUGAUGAGUAACUGUGUGGCUCAGAAAAAGGAGUAUCGUGUGUUUGAUCGCUCCGCAGAGAAGGAGCCCCCCUCGAGGGUGAUGGCGGCGAAGCAGUCUCUAGCCACGUUGACCAAGGAUGUUCCCAAGAGGCACUCGCUGGCCAUGCCCGCUGAGACACUGCUUAACGGCAACCAGGAGUGGGUGAUGCAGGCCGACCUGCCCCUGACCGCAGCCAUCCGCCAGAGCCAGCAGAGCCUGUACCACGUGCACCAGCCACACCCCGCAGCGGACAGGGCAGCAGUGAGAGUGAGCCCCUGCCACUCGCGGCAGCCCUCCACCAUCUCCGACGCCUCUGCCAUCGAGGGAGACCGCUCGUCCACGCCCAGUGACAUCAACUCGCCCCGCCAUCGGACGCACUCCCUGUGCAACUCACUGGAGGAUCUGGAAGACCAGAAGCGCAAGAAAAAGAAGGAGAAGAUGGGUCUGGGUUCCUUGUCACGGGUCUUUGCCAGGGGAAAGCAGCGCAAGUCCAUGGAUCCAGGCCUGUUUGAUGAUUCAGACAGCCUCUCCAGCCCCACCCACCUGAGUCUAAGCCUAUCAGAUGGUGAGGAUCAGAUGGACCGCCUCCAGCAGGUAGAGCUUGCCCGAGCCACGCCCAUGUCUCACUGGAAGGCGGGGACUGUGCAAGCCUGGCUGGAGGUCAUCAUGGCCAUGCCUAUGUAUAUCAGAGCCUGCACAGACAACGUCAAGAGUGGCAAGGUGCUGCUGGGUUUGACGGAUGAAGACCUGGAGCUGGGGCUGGGUGUUACAAGCUCAAUGCACAGGAGGAAGCUGCGACUGGCCAUUGAAGAUUACCGGGAAGCAGAGACAGGCAAGGGGCUGUCAAAAGCAGCUGAUAUGGAUCAUCACUGGGUGGCCAAGGCCUGGCUGAGUGACAUCGGGCUGCCCCAGUACUCCCAGGCCUUUCAGAACCACCUGGUGGACGGGCGCAUGCUGAGCUCGCUCGGCCGCCGAGACCUGGAAAAGUACCUGAGCGUGUCCAAGAAACUGCACCAGGUCAGCAUAAUGCUGGCGAUCGAGCUGCUGCACCUGCUCAGCUUCGACAAGGAGGUCCUGCAGGAAAGGAGAUCGCACUGUGAGAAUCAAAACACUGACCCCAUUGUGUGGACGAGCCAGCGAGUGAUGAAGUGGAUCAGAGACAUCGACCUCAAGGAGUAUGUGGACAGUCUGCAGAACAGUGGGGUCCAUGGAGCAGUUUUGGUGCUGGAGCCUGCCUUCCACACAGAGGCCAUGGCAAACACCCUGGGCAUCCCCAGCAGCAAGCACAUCGUCCGCAGACACCUCAUGGAGGAGAUGAGGGCCCUGAUAAGCUCUGCCAGAGUGGGUUUACAGCAGGGUUAUGAGAGGUCCAUCCCCCCCACUGUCAUACUGCAGGGCUCACUGGGGCGCCUGUCCAGCUCCAUGCACAGGCCGAAUGCAGACGAGCACAGCCUGAAGGGCAGGACAGGCAAGCCUCCUCUGUCCAAAGCGUUCAGUGGGAAGGAGCUCGAUGGACGUUACAACUCCCUCCCGAGAGAGGGCCAUGGAGGGGGCAGGCCGCACAAGCCUGAAGGGAGCCCCAAGCACAGUUUCACAGAGAUAGAAGUCACCAAUGUGUAAAACACCACUUGAGGAGAAAAUUGAACCACUGUGUGUCAGGAACCAGGAUGGAGAGGGAUUACAGUCUGUACAAAGGAGUUCCACAGGCUGAUGUUGUUUACAGGCCCACAAGGCUAUGUUAACUGGAUGUUCUGUCACCAUGGAAACCUGCAGAAUCCCAGGCUAGCGCUGUCUGAAUAUUUCAAGAAGUGGCUUAGAAAUGGAGAGCUUUUACUGCACUUUUAUGACAAAAUGAAAAAAAAGUUAUUUCACACUGCUAAACUGUGGAAUUAGUAUUUAAAUUUAGGUAGCAACAAGGUGACAGCAGAGGUCAUUCAUAUGGGAAAUGUGUCUUAAAGCACUAGGACCUCUCUGAAGUUAAUCAAUAGGACAUUUACAGUAUCUCUGUUUAAAACAGUGCCAUUCAGUGCCACAUACAUCAAUGUGCUCCAUUAUUAUUCCGUCACCUUCCUGUAUUGAGAAUAAAGACACAAUGUUUAACUGCAUCUUCCAAUACUAUUGCAAGAUACAUCACUAUAAUAUACUGCCUUUACAUUGAAAAAAUGAGGGGUGUGUGGAAUGUAGGUAAUUUCUUGUAAGUAAUUCCCCGCAUUCCACUUGAAGAAUAAACACAGAUGCCAUUGACAAUCAUUGCUUGAGUAGCGAGGAUUUACUGCUGGGAACUUGGGGCCUCUGUGCACAGACGUGCUGGAAGUGCAGUAAUGAAGUCCUUCUUAUUAUUAUUUUAUUUGACCUUUAUUUUACCAGGAAGCCACUUGAGAUUAAGACCCUUCCCAAAAAUAAACAUUAAAGAGGAAUUUAGUUAAUUAAUAACUUUGAAAAACCUGCAUUUCCACCAAACCUUUACCAGGGGACAGUCUCUACACACAGCAGUGUGGAGUAGUGGUUAGGGCUCUGGACUCUUGACCUGAGGGUCGUGUGUUCAAUCCCAGGUGGGGGACACUGCUGCUGUACCCUUGAGCAAAGUACUUUACCUAGAUUGUUCCAGUAAAAACUCAACUGUAUAAAUGGGUAAUUGUAUGUAAAAAUAAUGUGAUAUCUUGUAACAAUUGUAAGUCGCCCUGGAUAAGGGCAUCUGCUAAGAAAUAAAUAAAUAAAUAAAUAAAUAAAUAAAUAAAUAAUAACAAGGGUAAUCAGCAGGGCAGGCACAGUGUUCUGACUUGUCUCCAGUAUUGCUGUAUAUUAGCUUCCCAUCAUGUCAUGUUAAGCCCUCAGGCAGCUGGUAGGAGUGUUUUGGAAGGGCAUGGGAACUUGGCUUUAUUUAAUAUGCCACUUUGAUCAGAGACAUACCUGUAUUACUGUGUAUAUAAGCACUUACCAAAUAUUCUGCAAUGGGCAAUGGCAGCACAAGAGAAGCGACAAUGGUGGAUGUUACAUUUUCACAUUUGGACAAGCCAAUGGUAUCUUAAUGCAAACUUGAUUUAAAGCCACCUCUGUUAAAAUACCAGUUCACAAUUAAGGCCCAGGCCCAAUUUGCUCCUAUUGAUGGCAAUGUAAAGUCAUCUUAAAUAUUAAGACCACCCCUAUAUUCAGUGUUAGGUCUACCCAUUGCUGUAUCAAGUCUAUGUUAAGUUACCUCUCUAAUAAGCACAAAAUUAUUUAUAUAUUUUCAUUUAUUUAUUUGGCAGAUGCCUUUAUCCAAGGCGACUUACAGGUGUUACAGGGCAGUACAGGGUUACGAUGCAAGUUUAAUAUUUAAAUACAGUGUAGUUUACAGUAAGUACAAAUAAUACUACUAAAAUACAAUAUGAAAUAGGAUGCAACAAGUUAGGAUUACAAGUUAUAUCUACAAUGACAUAUUAGCAGUGCAAUAGUGCAAGGACAGUGUAUCAGCUGAGGAUCCAGUAACAUGGUGCGUAGGUCAGGCUAGUCGAGUGCAUAGUAAGAGGGGUUGAUCAAGACGUGCUAAAAACUACCAACCAUCUUGUUGUAAACCCUUUAAAAACUUGGGUGCAUCAUGGGACUCAUUUGUACAUUUGCUUUGGUAAAUAACAAAACUGACACUGAAACAAGCAAACUACUUUUUAAAUAGUGAAAAUCGUUAAUUUAUUGCAAGAAAUUCAAUGUAUCUUCAGUAAUAGGGACACCCUUGUAUUAAGGCCAUUUUGUUGGAUUCUUCAUUGGCCUUAGUAGAGAGGCUUCAUGAACCAAUACAUACUGGUUAUCAUUGGCCCCUUAGCACAUAACCACAGCAUUGUCAUUGGAAAUCAUUUGGUAAAGGCAUAUCAGAACAACACACAUAUCACUGAUGAAGGCUUGAGCCAAAACCCUUGUUUACUUCUGUAUUUUGUAACAAUGUUAGUUUGUUUGACCUUUCACAGUUAGUGCAAACUUUACAGUUAAGUCAAUGUUUUGGUAAACAGGAUCAUUUAUGGGUUUGACAGUUGCCACUCCCUAUACUGUGCAUACCCCCAAGCAGAGACACAGUUCUUCAGACCAUAGGCAAUCAUCUGCAGAAGAGGGACUCUUCCGUGCUAGACAGACAAUUGUAAAAACUGUUGUAUUCAGAACUAGUAUUCUGAAUACUUGGUUUAGGAGAGGUUGCACAGUACCAUUUCUAGGGCUAGUUUCAGGUGUAAGUAGCUUCAACUUAUAUAUAUUUUUUAACUGCAUCUUUGGCAGCAAUUACAGCUGUGAGUCUUUUUGGGUCAGUCUCUACCAGCUUUGCACAUCUGGAUCCUGCAAUUUUUGCCCAUUCUUAUUGGCAAAAUUGCUCAAGCUCUGUCAAGUUGGAUGGAGACCGUUGGUGAACAGCAAUUUUCAAGUCUUGCUACAGAUUCUCAAUCGGAUCGAGGUCUGGGCUUUGACUGGGCCAUUCUAAGACAUUCAGGUUCUUAUUUUUAAACCACUCCAGUGUAGCUUUGGCUGUGUGUUUAGGGUCAUUGUCCUGCUGGAAGGUGAACCUCUGCCCCAGUCCCAGGUCUCUUGCAGACUGAAACAGGUUUUCCUCUAGAAUUUCCAUGUAUUUGGCUCCAUCCAUCUUGCCCUCAAUCCUGACCAGUUUCCCAGUCCCUGCCGAUGAAAAGCAUCCCCAUAACAUGAUGCUGCCACCACCAUGCUUCACCGUGGGGAUGGUGUUCUCAGGGUGAUGAGCAAUGUUGGCUUUGCGCCACACAUAGCGUUUUGCGCUAAGGCCAAAAAGUUCAAUUUUGGCCUCAUCAGACCAGAGAACCUUUUUCCACAUGUUUGCUGUGUCUCCCACAUGCCUUUUGGCAAAAUCCAAACAGGAUUUGAUAUGGGUUUUUUUCAGCAAUGGCUUUCUUCUCGCCACUCUUCCAUAAAGCCCAGCUUUGUGGAGCGUCCGGAUUAUAGUUCUCCCAUGGAUGGUUUCUCCCAUCUCAGCUGUGGAUCUCUCCAGCUCCUUCAGAGUUACCAUUGGCCUCUUGGUUACUUCUCUGACUAAUGCCCUCCUUACCUGGUCACUGAGUUUUGGUGGACAGCCUUCUCUAGGCAGAGUCGCGGUUGUGCCAUAUUCUUUCUAUUUUUUAAUAAUGGAUUUAACGGUGCUCCGGGGGAUGUUCAGAGUUUAGGAUAUUUUUUUAUAACCCAAACCUGAUUGGUGCUUCUCCAGAACUCUAUGUCGGACUUGUUUUGAUAGCUCCUUGGUCUUCAUGAUGCUGUUUGUUUAGAUAUGCUCUCUAACAAACUCUGGGGCCUUCCAGAAACAGGUGUAUUUAAUCUAAGAUCAUGUGACACUUUAAUUGCACACAGGUGGACUCCAUUCAACUAAUUAUGUGACUUCUGAAGGCAAUUGGUUGAACCAGAGUUUAUUUAGGGGUGUCACAGCAAAGGGGGUGAAUACUUAUGCAAUCAAGACUUUUCAGUUUUUUAUUUGUAAAUAAUUUUGAAAAAUAUGUAGAUUUUUUUCCCCACUUCGACAUUAUGGACUAUUUUGUGUAGAUCAGUGACAAAAAAUCUUAAUUAAAUCCAUUUUAAUUCCAGGUUGUAACACUACAAAAUGUGGAAAAGUCCAAGGCUGGUGAAUACUUAUGCAAGGCACUGUAUAUAUAUAUAUAUAUAUAUAUUUGUAUAAGAUGUUAAGGUGCUUUGAUUGCACUGGAUCCCAGAUCCAGUUUACAACCCAAAUGGCAAAACACCACAAAACUAGCACUUGUUGCUCUGUUCAUCAGAUUAGUCAGCCCACCACUAGUAUUGUGCAAACCCGAAGAUUAUGUUAAAACACGAAUAGGCAGAGGUCAGCAUGCAGCUACCAGCACCAACAAUAAGGUACGGAACCCACACACAGAUGAGAACUUCAAGCAUAUAUGGCAGGUACUGUAAUCAAGGUCAGGACAUUAGGUCUAGAAACAAAAAUGCUAUCCCUCUUUCAUAAUUAUAAGAGCCGGUACCUUUUUUUUUUUUUUUUUUAAACACUCUCUGUAUUUGUGUUGGACUUCAUAGCUUCUGUGUUUGUAAUGACAGUGUCCUUUGUUUCUGUCAUUACACAGUUCAGCUACAUGGUAGAUGCACUGUCCUUUCUAAUAUAUUUUCCUAUUUUAUGGGGAUGUUGAAGUAUUAUGUCAUCACUGGAGGGGAUGUUACCAUGGUGACGGCCGAUGAGUAGUAAGAAUCAAGGCUCUGAUGACUGGAUCCACAUUUUGACAUCAAAAAUUGAAUAAUUAAGAAAAGUUAACUAUUUUUUUCUGUAAGGAAUGAAAGAGAAAAAUGUAUACUGUAAUCCUUGUUGUAACCCUAACUGUUACAAUAACUGUUUCCCCACCAACCCCUGCUCCUUGCCAUAAAGGGAUUUGUACUGACAUGGAUACAAAUAAACUAUUUAAUCAGCUUCAAGCUGCUUAGAAAAAUUGUUGACAAAAGUAACAUUACAUUAUUGAUAUUUAAAACAUCAAAUGUUGUCAUAAUGUUUUGUCUUGUAGUAGUUACUUUUGUAUGCCAAUAAUAAAUUAUAU